Pundamilia nyererei is the source of this 3273-nucleotide messenger RNA. RefSeq names its product interleukin 17 receptor A1a (gene il17ra1a). Gene Ontology annotation, molecular function: interleukin-17 receptor activity. NCBI's taxonomy places the organism in Eukaryota, Metazoa, Chordata, Actinopteri, Cichliformes, Cichlidae. The transcript has 11 exons. The coding region runs from base 252 to 2639 and encodes 795 amino acids. The record is from RefSeq and is a predicted model, not a curated record.
AUAGACGAAUCAUCUGAAGUGUUUCUUGAAUUAUCCAUCCAUCCAUUAUUUCAUGUUCAAUCUCGUCAGAGUCAACAGAAUAGUAGUCUAAAUUCCCACGGGUCCUGAAGGUAGCAUUUAGUAACUUACUGUAAAUUGAGCAGGAAGUUUUCCAGCCCAGCGCCAGUUACACCCUGUCGGGGUUUUCCUUCACUGUCGACAGAGCAGUGUGUCUCUGAAUCAGCGGACUGUUGUUCAUUUGAAAGGUGAAAAUGAGCCUCCAUCGAGCGCUGCUGCUGUUAACGUGUGUGUCGCUGUCGACCACGCUCAGGAUUUUAUCCGGACGUCUCAAGUGCUCUCGACAGGAUUUGAAUUGUGAAGUUCGUGAAACUAACUGUCUGGACAAGCGGUGGCUGAAAGUUCAUGAUUACACUCCCAGCAAUCCAGAGGACCUGCAGGUGUCAGUGGACGUCAGGCCAGACGAGGCAGGACUCCUGCAGCCAGUGCUAGAGGCUAGUUGGAAGUUAAAGGAUGAUGGUAGCAUCCAUUUCCUAAAGGCCACCGAGCUUCAUGUUCUGGUGGAAUCCACCAAUCAGAACCUGUGUGUUCGAUAUUCGUUCAAAAACGAACUCGCGAUGAGGAGUCCAUCAGGAGAAAAGUGGUCAUUCUCAGCUGAUAUGCUGGUGCUGGAUCCGGGGCAGAGCUACCAGGUCUCCGUCUUCAACAUACCCAAACCAGAACUGCACCACAGCAGCUACGACAUCAGGAAAAACCUCCUAGUUCCUCAUUGUGAAGAUCCAGAAAUGACGAACACACAGUUCUGCAUAGAGAGAGGAAGUCUGUGGCAGCCUAACAUCAGUCUGAGUCAGGUCACUGUAGCUGAUGGAAACUCUGCUCUGGCUGUCAGCUUCAGCCCUGACAACCUGUGUGAGAAGUACAUGGUUAUUGUCAAUGGCUGCUCUUCUCAACAGGAUAAACACAGUUUAAAUAAGGCGAAUCAGACCCUGAGUGUAACAUUCAGCCUGGAUAGUUGGCCGAGAUCGUGCUGCCAGUUUGAUGUUCAGAUUAAACCUUAUUUCUCACAAUGUGGUGAAGACUGUACCCGUCGAAGGAAAACUCAGAAUAUUUGCCCCAGUGUGACCAAAGGUCCUGCAGCAUUCCCAGCAGAUAAUGCCCCUCACUACGGGUUCGCUUCCCUGGGAGUGGUGUCGAUGUGUAUACUGAUGGCAGCUGUUAUGUUUGCCACCUGCAGGAAGCCAGGGAAAACUAAUGUCAGUGCAGGACCAAAGGGAGUUCAGGAAGUGCAGCCAGUCAAACAAAAGCCCAAAGUAUUGGUCAUCUACUCACAAGACCACCAUCUGUACAGGGACAUCGUGCUGAAACUCUGCACCUUCCUCCAGACAAAGUGUGGCACUAAGGUGCUAGUAGACCUGCUCGACUCCACCUCGGUAGGCAUGGUGGGUCGUCUGCGCUGGCUCGAGUGGCAGCGGCAGCAGCUGAAAGAUCCCUCGGACAAAAUUCUCGUGCUGUGCUCACGAGGCGUCCAGGCAAAGUGGAAGGCCAUGUGCGGUCAGGGACGAGUGACUCUGAAGGAAGACCUCCUAUCGCCCACAGACGACAUGCUCACUCCUUUUCUCAACCUCUUUCUGCCAGAAAUGCACCAGGCAGGCACGCUGGGCAAGUACAUGGUAGCUUAUUUUGAUGACAUCAGCAGCGAGAAAGACGUGCCGUCGGUUUUCGACAUUGCGGUGAAAUACAGGCUGAUGAAGCACUUUGAAGAGCUGUUCUUCCGCAUCUUAGACAUUGAAAAGUAUCAGCCGGGGCAGGUGAAGCACAUUGAGGGAAUCGGUGCAGAUGAAUAUUUCAACUGUCCCUCUGGUAGAGCUCUGAGGACGGCCAUUGAAACCUUCCAGGCCUACCAGUUUGAAAAUCCCGACUGGUUCGAGAAGCAGUGUGUGGUUAGUGAAGAGGAGGUCCUAAACGACGCCAACAUGCUUAUUGAACAGCUGCAUAUUCCUCCCGUCCUUGAAUGUGUCCCUCUAAUCAGAGAUGAGUUUCCUGUCUAUGUUCGUGACGUGCAAAUCAAUGAAAACAGCAGCAGCAUUCACAUUCUCACCCCUGAACUGAACCCGGAGAGUCAGCUGUCCUCAGUAAUAGAACUUAUACCUGCAGUCAAUCCAUCAGACAGACAUCAGCAUUCAUCCGGCCUGGAGAACGUGCUGACGGAGUCUGUCUACGUAGCUGAGCCAGCUUUAAACAAUCCACCGCCACCCAGACAGAACUGGGUCUCCCUUGUGGAUGAACCGUUUAGUCACAUUCCCACUGAAGAUAAUGAGGAGGAUUCCUUGAUAUCUCUGAACCAAGCUUAUCUGGACCAAAGAAGCCAAGCUCUGCCGAACUCCCUGGACUUUAAUUCUCCAGAAUCGUCGUGUACAAGUGUUCCCGGGCAGCAUUUCCCCCCCUCUGGGAUGGAUAACUCUGAGCAUGUGCAGAUAGAGGAGAACGAGGCUCAGGAGCCAAAAGGACCAAGCAGUGGCUCCGAUCAAGGCUACAGCUCAAAAAACUCCUCCCAGCACGAAUGUCCAUCUAAAGACGAGUCACUGGUGGCUUUGGCAAAGCUGCAGAAGGAGCUGUUUGAAGAAUUUGACAUUACAGUGUGACAUAUAUUUGAUGAUAUUUCUUACUGGCAACAUGAUGUUGCUGUGGCAGACUGUUCACGUCGGCUUCUUCUUUGGCGUUAAUCAUUCACAGGGGAGUUUGCAAACCAGUGACUUCCCAGCAGCUGAUCCCAGGGAACGCCAGAAAGUUCCACAUUUAAAAGUUGGCAAUAAGCAAAAGACCGUUGACCAGUAAUGUGCUUGUGUAAUAUGUGUAGGAGUUGUGUCUUUUUCAAAGAUAAAGAACACGGAUUACUGAGAGUUUGGUUCCUGCAAAGAAAAAUCCAAAAUGCAUUUAAUGUGAUGUUUUUAAAGCUGUACUGCAGCUGAAAACAGCAGCGUCAUUAAUCAUUACAGCAUUGUAGCGUGACUGUUAGCGAUCACGGUGUAUUUGUGUUACUCUGAAACUUGUGUUGUUAAUUGUUGACAGGCCAGACGGCUGUCGUGGGGACAUGAGCGGGUGAUAUUGUAGAAAACAGUUACAGCAUGAGUUUAACAAAAUAUUUGCAUUUGGUUUAAAUGAAUUUGUAAUAGCUCUUUUUGCUCACUAUGCAGGUGUGAUUGUUGCUUACAGGAAGUAGACUUUGUUUCAUUUCCCUGCCUGCACAGACUCUUUGUUUGUCAGCUUGUCUCCUCG